Molecule: messenger RNA, 976 nt
Organism: Corythoichthys intestinalis (scribbled pipefish)
Lineage: Eukaryota; Metazoa; Chordata; Actinopteri; Syngnathiformes; Syngnathidae
Exons: 4
Coding region: 53-664 (203 amino acids)
Biological process (GO): immune response
Cellular component (GO): membrane
Molecular function (GO): tumor necrosis factor receptor binding
Source: RefSeq, a predicted model, not a curated record
UUCACUAUCUGAGACAGCACAUCCAUUCGGGCAUUCUCACAGCAACAACAGAAUGUCAUCUGGAUGGCGUACUUGCGAAAAGGCGGCGCUAUGGACGUGGCUGUCUCUGCUCAGCGUGGCCGUGGCGUUGACGGCGACGGCGCUGGUUUUGGUCGUCUUUAUAGGCGUCCCGGCAUAUAGGAGCAGACAAGGUGCUAUGUCGACGGAGUCCAAACAUUCAUACAUCCAAAUGAUGAAAUCUUCCAACCAGGACCCUUGGAAGCCCGUCCCACCCAGGUGCGAUAACUGCACAUUGACACUGCGCAACGACUCCCUUCACUUCGGAAAGGACGGCGUCUACUUCCUGUACGCCCAGGUCACUUUCGCCCCGCGUUCCGCCCCGGAUUCUGCCGAAAAGCCAAGAAGCGUGACGGUCACCCGCGCGGCGACGGCCGACAAGAGCGCCCGCAAGCUUGCCGAGGCCUCGUACCCGCACGCCGCCGACCACGGCAGCCUUUGGGUGGGCACGAUGGCGCGACUCCAGGAGGGCGACCGCGUCAACGUACGAAUCGACGGAGACUUCAUGAGCGACGACACCUUUUGGGGUGCUUUUGAGAUUCGCUUACUAGCUGAAACUAGCUCUCAGUCUGGGCUGUUUACUUUGGAAAAGUUGUUUUCCAAAUGAACAUUUGUUAUUGUUGAACUGGUUUGGACUUUAGUUUGUACAGGGCGGGAUGGCAACGGUUUGGACGUCCGUCGUUGUCAACGGCAGAGAAACAUUUCUUUGAUUUGAUUUUUUUCAUUAUAUUUUCUUUGUUAAAAAAAAAAAAAAGCAAAAACUUAAAACAAAUAUAUAUAUAUUUAAUAAAUUAAAUUUAAAUUCUAUUUUUUAAAAAAAUUAAGUAACAUUUACAGAAAACAGUUUUUAAUAGACUGAAAAUUAAAAAACAGCACAGAAACGUAAAAAAAAAUCAUAAACAGCACUGAAAGAUAAACA